Molecule: messenger RNA, 396 nt
Organism: Pyricularia grisea
Lineage: Eukaryota; Fungi; Ascomycota; Sordariomycetes; Magnaporthales; Pyriculariaceae
Exons: 2
Coding region: 123-347 (74 amino acids)
Source: RefSeq, a predicted model, not a curated record
GUUUGAGGCGUUUCUGAGCCCGAUGAAGUGCCGUCACGAGAUUGUUGACCUGUGUCUACAGACUCUCAUGGAAGGUGCCAGGAAUCAGUUGAGUCUGAAGAGCAUUUCUACAUAUAAACCAUAUGGAAGCUCAAGCUUUGUUGAUAGCACAAAAAGACUUUGAUAUUGAACAGCCAUGUUCUGUCCCCGCAGCCCAACCCAUUUUGCCCCAGACUUCCAAAUCAGCUCUUACAAGUCCUCCGUGGAAUCUUGCGAUUGGUCGAGUGCUUUCGUUUCGCGCCACCUUGGGUGCUCUUCCCGGAAAGUCCUUAGCUCCUGACACAUGUGGGAGCUAUCCUGCUCUCUAAAGAGCAGCCCACCCAUGCCAAAAUUAAACCCGGCUUCCUGAUGGUCUGC